CUUUCUACCAGACCCAAUAUAACUGGCUGCCAUUUGACAAACAAAAUGCCACCUCUGUAUUUCUCUGCCCUUGGCAUAUUUCUGAUUUUCUAUUAUAGACUCCUUCAUUAGGACAUUGUAGUUCAGCCUGACUUUAGAUUAGAAAUGGAAUUAACUUUUAUAGGUAUGGUAUACUUGUGGAGGCCUGAGAAGAAUAAUAGCUGAGAAUCAUUCAUUCACUUAACCGCUGUUUAUUGAACUUGUCUGCUAUGUGCCAGGCAUCAUUCUAGGUGCAAACCCCCAAAGUCCCCAACUUCUACAGGAGGAGAAAGGCUACAAACUGUUAAACAAAUAGCCAUACGUGUCAGGUGACGCUAAGUGUUAUGCAGUUGAACAUUACAAAUAGAGGGAGGGGUGAUAUUUUGGGUUAGGGGGGUUGAAGACCUCUCUGUGGAGGUGACAGUAAAGCAGACACCAGGAUAGAGCCAGGGAACCAAGCCCUGUGAAUUUUUGGGCUUCCUUUGUCAGCUGCCGGGCUAGUGUGAUAUUCAAGCAUUGAAUAUUCCACCUGGCUGAAACAAAAGGAUGCUGGUUGGGGGCCUCGCACUCCAUUCUGCAUAAGUUCACCCUUGACAAUAACAAUGCCUUUCAGACCAGACUACAGUCUGUUUCAUUCAGUUUGAACUCUAGUAGGAAGCUUUUAACUGUCUCCAAACUGCUUCAUCACUUAAAACACUUACAGUAGGCAAUAAAGCUGACAGUACCUGUGGAAAAUGUUAACAAACUGUAUUUACAUGGUAACUGCCUUAGAGGAAGCACACUUACAAUGGCUGACAUUUAAUAAUGAUAAGUGUUGCUAUGGUUUGCAGUUGGGAAUAGUUUGUGGCCUUCACUAAUGUAUAGCUCUCACAUAAAAGCUACUCCAAAAAGGGUCUUCCUGGUUUAAUGCAUUCACCUGCUGAUGCUUCCUUUAGCAUAAUAAUAUGAUAGUUUAGGGUUUGAUUCAAAUCAAUAAUUGAUUGCACAUGUCUCCUAUAGAUACUGUUAGUUGAAGUCUUCCCUAAGGAAGCCCAAACAGAAUAAAGUAGGAAAAAGGAAAUCUGACCUAGGUAUCCAUGGUUAAUUUUACAGAUCCAUAGAGGAAGGUGGUAAUUUUGAAGUCUUCCCACAAAUCCCUAAGGCCUAAGGCCAGAAGAGGUCUAUAUUAUAAAUUUUUGGGAAUCAUCUUCAAAACUGGAAUCCAUUUGGCCAAUAGAAAAUCUAUUUGAAUUACAAAUCGUGUUGUCUGAAUCACUGUUCCCAAACGAGUCUACCAGCAGAGCCAUAGGUUUUUUUGUCUCUGCCACUUUAAAAAAGUAACUUUAAAAACCCACUUCUUCUCAGCUGCCUUGUCUUGCAUCAGAGAUAACAGAAUCUGGCCACAGAGUUAUUUACUUGACUGAUCUAUUUAUGGCAACUUGUUUGUAUAUUUUAAAGCCACAGUUACAAUAAAUGAGCUAUUGUUCAGUUGUAAACUGUAGAGACAUAUAGGUUGCGAAUCGCUCCCAAGGAAUCCUGAUGGCACAGGAUUAUUUUCUAGCUUAAAAAAAAAAGGAUAACAAAGGAACUGAAAAACACUUAAAAUUUAUUGUCAUAAACUGAGGAAGCUCUUAAAUAUUGCAUUUUCCUCCCUUGUCAUUCUAUUAAUAUCACCUUGUGAUAAGGAGGUUACUGUAGAAACUAAGAUUUGUAGUUCAGACCUCUACUGAUUAUUACUAAUCUAUCAUUUCUUUCAGGGCUUGUUUUGAGGUCCUGUUUUUGCUUGUCUUGGUCCUUUCUGUAGACAACUGAAACCAAGCUGCACUUUCUCUCAGUGUACUUACAGAUAGUUCAGAAACAAGAUUAGCCUUUAGUAUAGGGCACUUUCCUGUGUUUGAAUAAUGCUAUUCACUUAACCUAUUUGCAAAAGAAACCACAAAAAACAAAAACAAAACAAAAAAAAACCUCUUCCUAGUGUACUUGAGUUAACAUCGCGUGACCUGGCUCCUUUUCUUUUGCUGUUAUUUGCUGAUAAAAAUAAAUCUCCUGCUCUGUGCUGUAGGAAUCGCUCCGAAAUGCAAGGGAAGUCCUAAGAGAAGAAUUCAUAUGUUAAUGAGCCCUUCCAAGUGAGAAUUUGGGUUAAAUGUGCCAUUUGCUGACAUCAUUGUUAUGGGCCGAGUAGAGAUGAUUUCUUUAAGAGGUGGCCUUUCAAAUUCUCCCAGCGUUUUGUGGCCCGCGCGUGCACCUGCUGGAGGGGGACGUUUACAUAAGCGUCCUAGGGCACCGGCAUCCUAGCGGCCUCCCUCACUGGGCUCCCGGGGAUGGAGCGGGCGGACGGAGUAUCCACAGCAGCCAUUGUUUGAUGCCCUGUGACUGAGAAAGGAGGCUUUCAGCUUUCAUUAUUAUGCCUUUGGAGAUGGAGCCCAAAAUGAGCAAACUGGCCUUUGGGUGUCAGAGAAGUUCCACAUCAGACGAUGACUCGGGCUGUGCCCUGGAGGAGUACGCCUGGGUGCCCCCGGGCCUCAGGCCGGAGCAGAUCCAGCUCUAUUUUGCUUGCUUACCAGAGGAAAAGGUUCCUUAUGUUAACAGCCCUGGAGAGAAACAUCGGAUUAAACAACUUUUGUACCAGUUGCCACCGCAUGAUAAUGAGGUGCGGUAUUGCCAGUCUUUGAGUGAAGAGGAGAAAAAAGAACUGCAAGUGUUCAGUGCUCAACGGAAGAAAGAAGCACUUGGAAGAGGAACAAUUAAACUUUUGUCCAGAGCAGUAAUGCACGCCGUGUGUGAGCAGUGCGGGUUGAAGAUAAACGGAGGUGAAGUUGCGGUGUUCGCCUCCCGCGCGGGCCCUGGCGUGUGCUGGCACCCAUCCUGUUUUGUCUGCUUCACGUGCAACGAGCUGCUGGUCGACCUCAUCUAUUUUUAUCAGGAUGGAAAAAUUCACUGUGGCAGACACCAUGCAGAACUGCUCAAACCACGGUGCUCGGCAUGUGACGAGAUAAUUUUUGCUGAUGAGUGCACAGAAGCUGAGGGUCGCCACUGGCACAUGAAACACUUCUGCUGCCUAGAGUGUGAGACGGUCCUAGGAGGACAGAGGUAUAUCAUGAAGGAUGGCCGCCCAUUCUGCUGUGGCUGUUUCGAGUCUCUCUAUGCAGAGUACUGUGAGACCUGUGGGGAACACAUUGGUGUUGACCAUGCGCAGAUGACCUACGACGGGCAACACUGGCAUGCCACAGAGGCGUGCUUUUCUUGUGCCCAGUGUAAAGCCUCUUUGUUGGGAUGCCCAUUCCUUCCCAAACAAGGUCAGAUUUAUUGCUCAAAAACGUGCAGCCUUGGUGAAGAUGUCCACGCCUCUGAUUCUUCCGACUCUGCAUUUCAGUCAGCUCGAUCAAGAGACUCCAGAAGGAGCGUCCGAAUGGGCAAAAGCAGUCGUUCAGCGGAUCAGUGUAGACAGUCUCUCCUCUUGUCUCCUGCUCUGAACUACAAGUUUCCUGGCCUUUCGGGCAAUGCUGAUGACACUCUUUCGAGAAAAUUGGAUGAUCUGAGUCUCACCAGGCAAGGAGUGGGUUUUGUCAAUGAAGAAUUUUGGAAAGGCAGAGUAGAGCAUGAAACCCCAGAAGACCCUGAAGAAUGGGCCGAGCAUGAAGAUUAUAUGACACAGCUCCUCCUCAAGUUUGGUGAUAAAAGCCUCUUUCAGCAGCAGCCCAGCGAGAUGGAUAUCCGAGCCAAUGAGCAUUGGAUAUCUGAUAACAUGGUUAAAAAUAAGACUGAGUUAAAGCAAAAUAACCAGAGCCUUGCAAGUAAAAAAUACCAAUCUGAUAUGUAUUGGGCACAGUCGCAAGAUGGACUGGGCGAUUCUGCUUAUGGCAGCCACCCAGGCCCUGCAAGCAGUAGAAGGCUCCAGGAAUUGGAUCUGGACCAUGGAGCUUCAGGAUAUAAUCAUGAUCAGACACAGUGGUAUGAAGAUUCCCUGGAGUGUUUGUCAGACUUGAAACCAGAGCAAAGUGUUCGGGAUUCUAUGGAUUCUUUGGCUUUGUCUAAUAUCACAGGGGCUUCAGUGGAUGGAGAAAGCAAGCCGAGGCCAUCAUUAUAUUCUCUGCAAAACUUUGAGGAGAUGGAGACAGAAGAUUGUGAGAAAAUGAGCAAUAUGGGAACCUUGAACUCUUCCAUGCUGCACAGGAGUGCAGAGUCCUUAAAGAGUCUGAGUUCAGAAUUGUGUCCAGAAAAAAUCAUGCCUGAAGAGAAACCAGUACAUCUGCCAGUGCUCAGAAGGUCCAAGUCUCAAUCCAGACCACAGCAGGUCAAGUUCUCAGAUGAUGUCAUUGACAACGGGAACUACGACAUCGAAAUCCGGCAGCCUCCAAUGAGUGAAAGGACUCGGAGACGGGUCUACCAUUUUGAAGAGAGGGGUUCCAGAUCUCAUCACCAUCGCCGCAGGAGAAGUAGGAAGUCCCGCUCUGACAAUGCCCUGAAUCUAGUUACAGAAAGAAAAUACUCUCCCAAGGACAGACUGCGACUUUACACCCCCGAUAACUAUGAGAAAUUUAUACAGAAUAAAAGUGCCCGGGAGAUCCAAGCAUACAUCCAAAAUGCUGAUCUCUAUGGACAGUACGCCCAUGCCACUUCCGACUACGCGCUGCAGAACCUGGGCAUGAAUAGGUAUCUGGGGCUCUAUGGUGAGGAUGAUGAUUCCUGGUGUUCCUCCUCCUCCUCCUCUUCUGACUCAGAAGAAGAAGGAUAUUUUCUUGGACAACCAAUCCCUCAACCCCGGCCACAGAGAUACGCCUACUAUACAGAUGACCUUUCUAGUCCAACCUCUGCACUCUCCGCCCCUCAGUUUGGUCAGAGGACAACUAAAUCCAAGAAGAAAAAGGGACACAAAGGCAAAAACUGUAUUAUUUCUUAACCAAGUAGCUACGGAGAUCAUUUGUGUAAAACUUAGCCAUUAACCAUCUGGAGCAUAUCUUUUUUUCUUCCAUAGGAAAGUUGCUAAAAUAGUUUUUUUAAAGUGUUUUCUUUGCCCAUGUAAAUGAGAGCCCAACAGCUGUUUACAGUGUCGGAUGAACAUUUGAAAGGUGUGAUUUCUCCAGUUGACCCUCCUCGGAUGGUACAGGUGGACAUGACAUCUUGUGCCUGUCGUGUGCAUUACAGUUUUAUGUAGCUGCUUUGGUGUCCAGUCCUCAAGGGAAUACUCAAGAUACUGUCUCAAGGUGAUUGGAUGGGUGUGUUGAUUUUGCAAGAUGGAGAACUCCAGCAGCCUUCGUAAAGCAAUAGCGUUUUGUCAUUUAAGUCAGGUUGGCUCAGGUCCUGAUCGGUCUGUCUUGGUGUGAGGCAUGCACGUCUUCACGGUGACCUAGCUAACACUGUGCAUCUUAGUGUGCGAGGCCAACUCGUCCCCUUUCAACCCUCCUUAGCCAGGUAAACAUUGUAUUGUAUUAACUCCAGCUACAGAUUGAAAAGAGACAUUGCUAUUUAUAAUGUAGUAUUUCAUAGACUUAAGUGUAUUCCUAAUUUAACGGUGCAAAUAUUAAUGUAUAUACUGUACAGUUCAGAUUUUAAAGCUGAUAUUUUUAUAUCCCUGAAUUGUAAGACGUUUGUUACACUGCAGUGCUAGAUUUGUUAGGGAACCAGAAACAGCAUUUAUGAAUGAAAUGAUUGCUUGUAUUUUAGUCAGGGUUUAUAAGUUUAGAUGGUCAAAUUUAUAUUGCCUAGUGAUGGAAAGUUCAAUUUUUUUUGAUUUUUCAAUAUUAUAUUAAGGCUCUGUAUGCAUGGUGGGCCUAUGUAAAUACUCUUUAAAACUAUGGCCCUAUUAAUCUUACGAGUGUUAUUUAUGGGUUAAGCAAUGUAACCUGUAUAAAUGUAAAAACAAUCCCAUACAUACCCCUUGAAUAUAUGGUAAAAACAAGUAGAAGCUGUUUGGGUGAAUGGUUUUUUCCUUUUCCCCCUCUGGGGGGAGGGGUGCCUUUCUCAUUCUUAGCAAAGGUGAUGAUUAUCUCAUGGGAAGAGACCAGAACUUCAAGGAUCUGCUUUUUGUGGCAGAGGACUUUAUAGAUUUAUUGUUUAAAGAGAGGUUAUUCCUUUUUAUCCCUCCCUCCCAGCUAAUUUGUUGGCUUUUAACAGCAAUUUUGAAAACUGGGUCUUCUGGUUAUGUUUUUCUUUUAAAAUCUUUAAAUGAGAGGAUGCUGUGCCACUCAAGUUAAUAGGAGGUUCUAGUUCAGGGGAAAUUAUGUUGGAUUUAAACUAUUGAGCAGAUAUUCUGAUAUGUGCCAUUCUUGCAUAUGCAUCUCAGUCAUAACUAAAGGUCCUAGUGGCUUCUGGGACCUUUAGAGAGGUAUUUAAUAAACGCUUAAUAAAUAACAAA
Microcebus murinus (gray mouse lemur) is the source of this 6352-nucleotide messenger RNA. NCBI's taxonomy places the organism in Eukaryota, Metazoa, Chordata, Mammalia, Primates, Cheirogaleidae. The record is from RefSeq and is a predicted model, not a curated record.